AUGGCCAAAACAAGGACAAAAAAACAAGUUACAGUUCCUCGAAAGAUUCGUGUGCGAAGGGAGGUCAACCACGUUUGUGAUAGUGAAGCGCUGGAAAGAGUUCAAGGGCUUCACACCGUCAUGGCACGUAUGGACCAGGCUCUGGCCACUGAUACUCGCUUGACAGAAGAGCUAAUGGCGCCGGACGAAUAUUAUGAAGAUGAAACAAAUCGAGAAGGAAAUGAAGACGCUGAAGAAGAUUCUGACUCUGACGACGGUUGGGUACCUAUCGAAAUUGUGGAACCCGACAAGAUCGAUCUCGCAAUUGAAUCAAACCUGGAACGACUCCGGCAAGAAGCUAUCCGGUUCAACUGGAAAAACCUCGUGAAGGACUUACAUGCGGUAUACCUCAAACAAAAAUCAGUCACCAAGAAUUGGACUGCAGAGAAUACUUACAGCGAUUAUACCUCCUGCAGCUGUAUCUCAUCAGCCAGAAGGCCCAUCGAUCUAGUCGAUAUCUAUGGCCAACGACGGGAGAGGUUGAAGUUCUGCUCGUGCACACCUGACGCGGUACGACUUGUCCAGAUGGGCUACCUUCCUGGAUCACCUAUCAGGCCAGUCACCGCCUUUUCAAUCCCGCUACUGAUCCUGCACAAUUGCCUGUGGAACAAUUGCCACAUCGGAGCAAUGCCAUUUACCACCGCCUUGAACCAAUAUCUGGAACCUCGAUCGAAUCGGUUGACAGUAAGAAACGGAAAGCAUCCGGUCAGAAGCAAACAUUUCAUUAUUUUGGAGGCCCGCGAGUUGCGCAAACCUUUUGCGGCUGCUGUUGAUCUAUACAGGGAGCUGGUGGAUCGGACCGAAGCCGUGGUUGGUGACGUAUUGCGGUUAGAAGAGCAGGCGGUGUUGGCUGCCCGGAGCUGUCCUGCGUGCUUUGGUCCAAGUCCACCCAAACUGAAUGAAUACCCUUGGAUGAGUCAAGAUAAGCUGAUCAUUUUCCUUGAUGGCAACUUCCAGCAUCGCCACCAUUCUAAGGCGAGCCGCGAUUACGAUCGAAUCCAAACUCCAAACAUAUUUGUCAGCCAGCAGGAGGUUGAUGCGAUGAAAGCCAAGAUCAUCGAUAUAGAGUUAUGCCAGAAGCCAAAAGACAAGAGAGACCAAUGUACAGAAGCUCACAAGGCAGCUGACGGCAAGCGUAAUGAGUCCUCGUGGAAAGGUUGCGACGACACCGGCCUUAUGGGAUGUUGCUGUCGCCACGAUGCUCCAAUAUACAUGGCAAACAUCAAUAAAUUGGGUGAACAGUGUUGUUUUCCGAUGGCUCUCCUAAACAAGAUUCUCAAUAAUGAGGCCCCGCAUCGACAUGUUGGCAUCCUAUACGACAUAGGUUGCUCUCUUGACAAUUACAUGGCUUUGCGCGGCUUACUCAGUGACCAACAAGAUCGUCUUCAAUUUGCGACCUCCGUUUUCCAUGCCUAUGUUCACUUGCGGACAUGUCAGCUGGAUUAUAAUCCUCGUUUUAACAAAGGUUGGGGGCUAUCGGAUGGGGAGGGGCUUGAACGCAUGUGGUCUUAUCUGUCACCUUUAGUCAGACCGUUAAGAUAUGCCACACGAAAUCAUCAGCUCGCCGCAAUCUCUCACCGAUUAAAAUACCACAAUACAAGGGCGGGUGUUGAUCGUUUUAUCCCAGCCACAUGGCUCAAAAGGAAGUUUGUUGCAGCAGCUCGACGGAGGGCUGAGACCAAGGCUACCCUUUGUGAGGUUUUAGAUAAACCCAAUCCUUUCUCCACGACCGGUCGAAAUUUUACGAAGCGUUUUUUCAAGGCCCAAUGGGAAGAACAACGAAAAUUCAAGGAAACACAUACUGAGGAGCAAGAAGAAAAUCGGGAUAAGUUGGUUGAAGUGUAUAAGCAAGAGGCCGCACUUGAGGCCUUGAGGACUCGGCUGCGCAACACUCCUUCUACAUACCUAGCCAGCGAACAGGAGGCUCACGAGCUUCUGGAUGAAUUAGAGACAACUGCUGAGGAACUAAGAAAGGCUGCCGAAAGCUUAGGCCGAGAUCAUCAACCCGAGCAACGGUGGGCCAGUUACACUAACCGUAGUGUUAGUGCAGCGUAG
Messenger RNA from Puccinia graminis f. sp. tritici CRL 75-36-700-3, 2094 nucleotides. RefSeq lists its product as uncharacterized. NCBI's taxonomy places the organism in Eukaryota, Fungi, Basidiomycota, Pucciniomycetes, Pucciniales, Pucciniaceae. The record is from RefSeq and is a predicted model, not a curated record. The transcript is spliced from 7 exons. Bases 1 to 2094 code for a protein of 697 amino acids.